Molecule: messenger RNA, 663 nt
Organism: Xyrauchen texanus (razorback sucker)
Lineage: Eukaryota; Metazoa; Chordata; Actinopteri; Cypriniformes; Catostomidae
Gene: snrpd3l
Product: small nuclear ribonucleoprotein D3 polypeptide, like
Exons: 4
Coding region: 105-494 (129 amino acids)
Biological process (GO): spliceosomal snRNP assembly; RNA processing
Cellular component (GO): U4 snRNP; precatalytic spliceosome; spliceosomal tri-snRNP complex
Molecular function (GO): RNA binding
Source: RefSeq, a predicted model, not a curated record
CUGCAUUAUUGGAGCAGGAAACGCCGCGAAUAAUCACGUUGUUCAUCACCGAGUGUAGCAAGUACCGACAGUUUCUCCGAGGCCUUUGUUUCAAGAAUUAAAAGAUGUCUAUUGGUGUCCCAAUCAAAGUGCUGCAUGAAGCAGAGGGUCACAUUGUGACCUGUGAGACAAACACCGGUGAGGUGUACAGAGGAAAACUGAUUGAAGCAGAGGAUAACAUGAACUGCCAGAUGGCAAACAUUACUGUCACCUAUCGUGAUGGCAGAGUGUCUCAGCUGGAGCAGGUCUACAUACGUGGCAGCAAAAUACGCUUCCUCAUUCUGCCCGACAUGUUGAAAAAUGCCCCCAUGUUGAAGAGCAUGAAAAACAAAAACCAAGGGGCAGGAGCCGGAAGAGGCAAAGCUGCUAUUCUCAAAGCUCAAGUCGCUGCCAGGGGCCGUGGGCGAGGAGGACCACCAGGAGGCAGAGGAAAUAUUUUCCAGAAAAGACGAUAAUUUAAAUUGCAUUGUAGUCCAAGUUUAAUCUUGUACAGUUUCAUUUUUUUUCUUUGUUUUUGACUUAAAAUUUGGAAAAAUUGUGUGAUUGUAUUUGUCACAUGCCUUGCAGAUUUUUGUAGUUUUACGUUUUUUCACUUUUCUCAUGUAAUAAACGGAGCUGUUGAAU